CUGGAAAUGGCUGCCAAUUUCUUCAGUAAUAAAGCCCGGGCUGCAGCAGCAGCUUCGGGCACCCCCAAGCAGAAGCCAACCGACGGAAAGGAUGAGCAGAAUCGACUGCAGCCAUGGGUUGAGAAAUAUCGCCCCAAAACUCUCGAUGAUGUCGCCGCACAAGACCACACAACAAAGGUCCUUCAGCGCACAUUGCAAGCUUCUAAUCUCCCCCAUAUGCUCUUCUAUGGUCCUCCCGGUACCGGUAAAACCUCCACAAUUCUUGCUCUUGCAAAAUCGCUUUUCGGUCCUACCCUCUAUCGCUCUCGUAUCCUUGAGUUGAACGCUUCGGAUGAACGUGGUAUCGGGAUUGUGCGCGACAAGAUCAAGAACUUCGCUCGUGCUCAACUCAGUCACUCGACGGGCAUGGGCGCCGAAUACCUCGCCAAAUACCCGUGCCCUCCAUUCAAGAUCAUCAUCCUUGACGAGGCGGACAGUAUGACACAGGACGCGCAGUCAGCUCUCCGUCGCACCAUGGAGCAGUACAGUCGGAUUACCCGAUUCUGUUUGGUCUGUAACUAUGUAACUCGCAUCAUUGAACCGCUGGCGAGUCGAUGCAGCAAGUUCAGAUUCAAGGCUCUGGACAACACAGCGGCAGGGGAUAGGCUGGUGCAGAUUGCUAAACUGGAGAACCUGAGAUUGGAAGAGGGCGUGAUAGACAAGUUGAUUAGCUGCAGUGAGGGUGAUCUGCGACGGGCCAUAACCUAUUUGCAGAGUGCGGCCAAGCUGGUCGGGGCUGGUCUGGCCGACAAGAAGGACGGAGAUGAUGACACGGAAAUGGUGGAUGAUAGUUCGGACCAGAUCACUGUUCGGACCAUCGAGGAAAUUGCCGGUGUCGUUCCUGAAAGCGUCUUGGACGAUCUAGUACAGGCGCUGCAGCCGAAGAAGAUCGGAUCGUCCUAUGAUGCGGUUUCUAAGGUGGUUACGGAUAUCACUGCCGAUGGAUGGAGUGGCACUCAGCUCCUCCUACAGCUGUACCGACGCAUGGUUUACAACGACGCCAUUCCAGAUAUCCAGAAGAAUAAGAUCGUGACGGUUUUCUCAGAGAUGGAUCGUCGUCUUGUCGAUGGAGCUGACGAGCAUUUGACUAUACUCGAUGUCGCACUCAAGAUCUCCGGCAUCCUCGGCGGUGCUUAGUCGUGAGAGAUUCCGCUAUUCGACUAAUUUCUCUAAGCCCUGAGCGACAUUAUUCCUAUGCAGGUCUCGCUGGUAGUCUAUGGGCACAGAACUGGCGAGAUCGUUCAUCAUUGACACGGCACAGAUGAUCACAGAAUGCCGGCUUACUGAAGCUAUCGCAGAUGACAUCUUCUUCCUUGCAUCACUUCCAGUAGCACGGAAGUAUGGAGGAGCCGUUACCAGCGGAAGACACUCGGACACGCUCACUAGAUUCGAUUCUACCAUGUGGAGUGAAUCCAAAAAUUAUGACUGUAUGAGAUAUAAUGAACAGGUCAAAGGC
Molecule: messenger RNA, 1495 nt
Organism: Aspergillus homomorphus CBS 101889
Lineage: Eukaryota; Fungi; Ascomycota; Eurotiomycetes; Eurotiales; Aspergillaceae
Product: replication factor C subunit 2
Exons: 4
Coding region: 7-1176 (389 amino acids)
Biological process (GO): DNA repair; DNA-templated DNA replication
Cellular component (GO): DNA replication factor C complex; nucleus
Molecular function (GO): ATP binding; DNA clamp loader activity; ATP hydrolysis activity
Source: RefSeq, a predicted model, not a curated record